Molecule: messenger RNA, 7392 nt
Organism: Zeugodacus cucurbitae (melon fly)
Lineage: Eukaryota; Metazoa; Arthropoda; Insecta; Diptera; Tephritidae
Gene: Phlpp
Product: protein phosphatase PHLPP-like protein
Exons: 3
Coding region: 3906-6782 (958 amino acids)
Molecular function (GO): protein binding
Source: RefSeq, a predicted model, not a curated record
UCUUACUACAGAAGUCUGUGAUUAAAGUGGAAUAUCUGUUUUCUAAAAGUGAAGAUAUGUGUUUGAGGCAUAUUUAAUACCAUAUUUCGCUCACCAAACCAAUCUGGGUAAUCAGCAAGAUUUCAAUAAAAUCAGCAGUGUAUUUACAGCGUUUAUUUAUUCGAUGAUUUCACCAAAAUUGGACAAGUGUACAGACAUCAGUCAUUUCAAAACUCCCUUAAAGGAAUUUCUCUUACAAAAAAAGCUGAUUACAAGGAUUAUAAUAUGAAGAUGACUCUUUAGAGCGGAAAAAUGUGUACAAAUAAUACUCUAAUCAUUAAUAACGCGAGUAGACAUUUUUGUAUAUACAUAUAGACAUUUUGAAUAUAUAUAUAUCUCGUACACAUUACUCUUGCAAAUUGUUGCACCGAGUAUAAUAGUUUUGACUAUAACUAAGCUAUUGAUAAAGCAAGAAAAGAAAUUAGGUACAAUUCGCUGGGGCCCGAAAUAUGGACGUCUGUAGUAUUAGAUUCCAGCAUAAGAAAAUCAAUCAAGCUACUUGGCUGUCCCCCGAUCGAAUCACUCGCAACCAUAUCGAUCAUGUUGUGAUAGAUGGACGACAUGUCUCCAGUGUUUUUGAUUCGAACCACUACCUUGUAGCAGCUAAGAUACGUACCCGCCUCUGUGUAGAAAAACGCACACGCCAACAAACACAAGGAAGGUUCGAUAUCGAGAAGCUGUAAUCCCAACCGACAGCCAAACGAUUUUCUACUCGACUUGCACUCCUGCUCUCUGAGAGCUCUCUUCAGCAUCUCGGUAUAAGGGAACUGUGGGACGGCAUAUCAAGCUCCUUACGUACAGCUGCAACCGAAACUAUUGGCUUUUGGAAAUGUCAAAAAAACAGCUGGUAUGAUGAGGAUUGUCGUCUCGCAGUGGAGCGAAAACAGACUGCCUACCUCUCAAUGUUGCGAUCGACCGCAACACGAGCGGGAUGGGGAAGAUACCGUGAGCUGAAGACGGAAGCGAGACGCAUUUGCAGACAAAAAAAAAAGAAAGAGGAAUGUUAACCGGAGCACACUCCUGUAGGACCCCCAGAGGUGAUGUAGUUGUUGAUGACCAGAACAUGCAGAAUUUGUGGAGGGAACACUUCUCCAGCCUGCUGAAUGGCAGUGAAAGUACAACACCAUGAGAUGGCGAACCCUAUUCCUCAAUCGACGAUGAUGGAACAGAUGUUCCAUUGCCUGACCGGGAAAAAAAUAGAAAAGCACUUACCCGUUUCAAGAACAACAAGGCAACGGGGGCCUAUGGAUUGCCGGCCGAGCUAUUCAAAUACGGCGGCGAAGAGCUGAUAAGGUGCAUGCAUCAGCUUCUUUGAGGAAUAUGGUCGGAAGAAAGCAUGCCCGACGAUUGGAAUCUCAGUAUACUCUGCCCAAUCCACAAAACGGGAGACCCCACAACAGCACCAAUUACCGUGGGGUAAGCCUCCUUAACAUCGCAUAUAAGGUUCUAAUCGAAAUACUAAAUCCCACCAUUAACAAACUGAUUGGACCUUAUCAGUGUGGCUUUAGACCUGGAAAAUAUACAUCUGAUCAUAUAUUCACCAUGCACCAAUUCUUGGAAAAGACCCGUGAAAAGAGGAUCGACUCACAUCAUCUCUUUGUCGAUUUUAAGGCUGCUUUCGACAGCACGAAAAGGAGUUGCCUCUAUGCCGCUAUGUCUGAAUUUGGUAUCCCUGCAAAAUUAAUACGGCUGUGUAAGGACCUCUCCGAGCCGUUCGAUACCAAACGAGGUUUCAGACAAGGUGACUCACUAUCGUGUGACUUCAUUAACCUGAUACUGGAAAAAAUAAAACGAAACGAAAAAGAGAAACAAUUUUCUAUAAGAGCGUACAGCUGCUGGCGUACGCCGAUGAUAUCGAUAUCAUCGGAAGCAACAACCGCGCCAUUACUUCAGUUUUUUUCAGACUGGAUAAGGAAGCGAUGCGUAUGGGUCUGGUGAUGAACGAGGAUAAGACGAAAUAUCUCCUGUCAUCAAACAAACAGUCAGCGCAUUCGCGUCUUGGCUCCCUCGUCACUGUUGACAGUCAUAACUUUGAAGUUGAAGAUAAUUUCGUAUAACAUCCACAAGUCCCUCAUCAUUCCCGUCCUACUUUAGGGUGCAGAAGCGUGGACGAUGUCAACAUCCGAUGAAACGGCACUAGGAGUUUUCGAGAGAAAGGUUUUGUGGAAGAUUUAUGGUGCCUUAAAUAUUGGCAACGGCGAAUACCGCAGAAGAUGGAAUGAUAAGCUGUAUGUGUUAUUUGACGACAUGGACAUAGUCCAGCGAAUAAAAAGACAGCGGCUACGCUGGCUAGUUCAUGUUUUUCGAAUGGACGAAAACACUCUAGCUCUGAAAGCACUAAAUCCACGGCUACCCUUUUUACCAACUGGACGAAGGAGUACUGACUAAAUCUUAAUAUUCACGUCGAUGGUACAUCAAUACCGACUGUGAAUAACCCCAAGAUUUUAGGUGUCACAUUUGACAGUGUGCACUCCUUCACUCCGCACACGACCACGAUAAUCACUAAUGUACAGAGCCGCAACAAAAUCCUCAAGUCGCUAGCCGGUAGCACUUGAGGAAAGGAUAAAGAAACGUUACUGGCCACUUAUAAGGCUAUCGGCCGGCCGGUCAUAAAUUACGCAGGUAUGGUCGCUUGGAUGCAGCGGCACGCAGCGGGAAUAUACAGGAAGACGUGUCAGAACACCGCACUCCGGACAGUCACUGGAUGCCUCUUGAUGUCACCCGAAGCACAUUGGCACAAUGAGGCCACUAUGCUGCCUAUAAAGGGACAUAAUGAACUGCUUACCAAGUAGUUUCUAUUAGGGUGCUUUCGUAUAAAUCACCCAUGUAGUCACUCCUACAAUACGUCGACGAUCUAGAACAAUACACCGACCAGACCGCGGACGCAGACAGUUUCAGACACGCUAUAAACGCUAUUCACAGUUGAGCUAUUAACACCUUCCUUGACUAACUUCCAGUGAAUGGCAUCCUUGGAAUCAAACUACCACCUUUAACAGACGAAGAGCUCGAGUUGCCACGUGAAACCAGGCUGAGCCUUGCGCAACUUCAUUCUGGAUAUUGUAGCAGGUUAAACUCCUUCUUAUCUAGACUGAAACGCCGAUAUACAAAAUACAUGUCCUGCAUGCAACGAGUUCCCGCAUGACAAUUAUCACCUUUUUGCAUGCCCAACGAACCCUGCUCAAACAGCCGUCCAAACAGCAUAUUUCCUGGGCCUCCCGUUAGAUGACCUCGACGACAACUAGACUUAUGCUUUCCGUUCCGGCAGGGAUAGAUAUAGAUAAUCGCUACUACAACAACAACUAACUAGAAUUCGAAAUUUCAGUAGAGAUAUUUAUAUCUUUCGAGUGAUAUAGAUUUGGUUGAUUUUUUGAUGGGCUACUGAAGUGUGAAAAUAUGCCAUACGAAAUCGAAGAAAAAAAACUGAAAGUCUUAAAACACAUGUCUUAUUUUUUCACAGUGCAUAUUCUUCUUUGCUCGUGUACGCUCAUUUCCACCACAAAGUGUUCAUCAAAGUCAAUUUGGCAAGACAGGUGUAUACAAGUGCGUGCUCUUCCAUGCGUAACUAUUUACCUCUAGACAUUUUCAGUAAAGUACGAUCAGCUGAAAGACCUGGAAGCACAAAAGUGGUUCAAGAAACCUUAAAAUUCCAUUCAUAUAAACAAUAAUAAAUAAAUAAUACUUAUUAAUAAUUAUUUCUUAAUACAUAGUUAAUGCAAAUAAUAAACGCGUUUUUCAUUUAAUUAAAAAUUGUGUUUGAAAAACAAAUAUACUCGAGAACUAAGAAAAAGUAAAGUGUGUGUGAUUUCGAAAAUCGCUGAUGCAUGUCCAUUUAGUUGUUGCGAAAACAGUAAAGUGCCUCAAAGAAAAUGAUUAAAUCCGCUAAGCAAAAGGCUUGCAUCGAAAUGACGGGAUCAAAGUUGAAAAUAAGAACAAAUACACUGGAACAGUCGAAUAUCAAGGAGUCGAAUUCAAAUGGAUAUAAAUUAGGCUCCGAUGAAACUCAACUCGGCGGAAAUAUAUUAAUUGGAAAUUAUGAUUUUUUAAAAGAAUUGGAAAUCACUGAUAAUGGCAUGGAUAUUCUUGAUUUGAGCUCUUUGGUGCAACUGGAGACCCUCACAUGCAAUCAUAAUAAAUUAAAGGAAUUGAUAAUGAACGGAAAAUGUUUAAAAACUUUAACGGCAAGACACAACAAUCUCGCUACAAUAAAAGCAUUGUCUUCGCCAUCACAGCUUGUAAAUAUCGACAUCUCAUAUAACGAUUUCGAAGAGCUACCGGAUUGGUUGGGAGCCUGCAGCAACUUGGAGUGUUUAUAUGUCGAACACAAUCGACUCUGGACUAUUGACAAUAUAUUCGCUACGGACGGUUUCCAUAAAAUGCACACAUUCAGCUUGGCCUACAAUCAACUGACGACUUUAAGUGUUUCAACAUUAAUUUUCGGCGCUGUCGCACAUUUAUACUUGCAAUGCAAUAAAUUACAAAAGUUACCAGACAACUUCUUUGCCAUAACGCAUAAAACGUUGAAGCUACUGAAUAUCUCGUGCAAUAACCUGUGUGCGAUCGGUAGUAAUCAAGAGACAAAGGAUGGCUGGUGCUUGGAAGAGUUAUAUCUCUCGAAUAAUAAUCUUAACGAGAGUAUAUUCUCCGUUAUUGUGGCUGCACGAGAGUUACGCAUCUUACACGCAGCUUACAAUAAUAUCCGAGAAUUACCUGAAAAUGUUAUACGAAACUGGUGUGAUUUAGAAGUGCUCGUUUUAUCGGGGAAUAAGCUACAACAUUUACCCGAAAAUAUUUGCGUGCUCACAAAAUUAGAAGUUUUGCGUACACAUUCGAAUCUUCUGCACACAACGCCAAACCUUUCAAAACUAGUGAAUCUGAAAGUUUUGGAUUUGGCACAUAAUCAGUUGGAUCAUGUCAAUCUCUUGAGUAUUAUGCCAAAAAAUAUAAAAUACUUGGAUUUAUCAUGUAACCUACAAUUACAAUUCGACGAGCGCCAAGUGCAGAUGUGUCAGUCAUUGAAGAAAAUGAGCUUAGUGGACGUAACUGGUAAAAAUCGCGCCUGUUUGCCAACAAACAAAUUGGCGGAAAUGAAAGAUAGUAACAUGCUGAGACAACCCUGGACGACGGGAUUUACCGAGACGACUGGUAAAUGUCGGAAACUAUUAGUUAAACAAAUACGUCUGUGUAAUUUUGCAGAAGAUGAAGGUCUAUUCGGUAUGCUCGAAUCGACUACUUUGGGUGCAGUCACAACGGCGCUGGUUAAUUUGGUACCACAAAUCUUGUUACACGAGCGUAGUGUAAAAGAAACCGCUAAAGAAUAUAUGAAAUAUACAUUAUUGUCGGUAUAUCAGCGUUUGACAAGCGAGCGAGGCUGUGAUAUGAAUGUUGCGCUGUGUCACAUCGCCAAAGAGAGCACUGGCUUCAAGGAUUACGUGAGACCAAAGCGAAGUAAACGUUUCGUUUUACGCGUUGCCAGUAUUGGUAAUAUAGAGGCGCAUCUGGUGCGUAAAACAUCAACUAUUUGUCUGACAAGUGACAGUUAUAAUGCCGCGUUGACACAAGCUGAAAGCUGUAAAGACUCGGUGAAUGCAUUUAUCACAGAUCCCACAAUACACGAAACGUUUUUAAGCAACGACGAUGAAUUCUUAGUGAUAUGCAAUGCGAACCUUUGGCGUGUUAUGGAUAUCGAACGCGUCACACAGGAGAUACGACGAGAAGAGAAUAUAGUAUUAGCUGCUAAACGCUUGCAAGAUAUUGCACAAAGCUUCGGCGCAGAUGAGAAUCUUAGCGUUAUAAUCGUACGUUUUAGAUAUAUCGGCACCGAUGUGGAUGAUCUGCUAAAAGAGCUGAAACAAACGGUACGCAAUAAUCCAAUUUCGCAAAAUAUGAAUUGCGAUGAUAAAUACUCAAUCGGUAGUCAGCGCUUAAUUGGGCGUUGUUCGCCACGUCAGAUCUUAAUGGGCGCAGUAAUGAAAAACGAUCGGUCCUCACCAAGUGGACAAAGCGAUCAAGCUCAAAACUAUCUCAAUAAAGGUGUACAUGGCGAAGAGUAUGCCUUUGCGACCGAACAUGUGCUGGAAGAGGACGACGAUGAAUUGGAAAUUUUACAUGAAACCGAUUCAGUGCUGUCAGAGGAACAAUUCAAAUGUUGGGAAUACAUGUUGGAACAAAAUACGCAGCUACUCUUCGAUAAAGAACUCAAUACAAUAUCUAAAUCGAUAACGAAGACGCCCAAUAGUGGGUUGCCAGCCGAGCUUAAUAUCGGGCUGGAUAAAAAUGAAUAUAAAGAGAGCAAUUUAAUAAAAAGUUUUGGCAAUCGUUUUAUAUCGCACAGUUCGCCUCAAUUACUAUAUAGUGAAAUUAAAAAACCGCUUACAACAUUUACACACAAACAUCAGGACAAACGUCAGCAACGGCAACAACAGCAGCAACAACAAAAGCAUCAACAACAAGUAUCGUUUCUGUCAAAACACUUCGGCAGCUGUCGCUCAUUCCAAACACAAUCCAGAUAUAAUCUAUUCGAAUCGAAAAGUCAAAAUUCGGUAAAUGUUGGCCUCAGUUCGAAGUGGAGUGGUGGUCCAAAUGCUGCCUACUUUGGUUCGCUACAACGCCUGAUGCCAUACAAUCUGGAAUAUGAUUUCACAGUCACACAAGAUCGCACAGCAUUCAACGAGGAAGAUGAUGAAUAUGAUGAGCAGGAGGAUCGCAUGAAAAAGUAUUGGGGUAUAGCGACGACAGAACUCUAGAUGUAAAAAUAUAUGUAUUAGUAUUGGGUGUAUAUAUGUACAUAUUUUUGUUGGCAUUCGCUAAUGUGAAAUCUGCUUUUGGAUUGCAAUUUAAUUGGUUGUACAACAAAUAUUAGUAAAUCAAACAAAAUUGUUGCAAAAUUUAUAUUACGGUUUUAUAUUUAAUAUAUAAAAAUGUUCGAAAAAGGUUGCCAUAUGACACUUAAAAUGUUACGUCCAACUCUGAUGAAAAUAAUGGCUGGUGCAUAUUUUGAAAAUAUAAACAAUAGGUUUUAGAAUUUGACAACUUGUUAUGUCAAAGUUAAUAUUUACUUACAAUAUUAUAAUUAUGUCGUUUUGUCAUCAAUACAUUUUUUUCAUUUUGAAAUUAGGCUAAUAUUUGAAAAAGACAUAUAUUUUUUAUAUUUCGAAUUAAAUUUUGUAUAUUGUACUUAAUAAUUUAAAAACAUUUCAAUCAUUUUCUAAAAUUUUAAAAUUCUCAUAAUAAGUCUAUAACACUUAGGCGAUAUGUUGUUACAAGGUGAACAUUCAAGGAAAUAUGCUUUACAAAAUGAAAAUCAAUUAAUCUUUUUUCUAUUUUACUUUUUAUAUUCAUUUUAAUGCUAGAAAC